Messenger RNA from Fonsecaea erecta, 1365 nucleotides. RefSeq lists its product as hypothetical. The transcript is spliced from 7 exons. Bases 1 to 1365 code for a protein of 454 amino acids. Lineage: Eukaryota; Fungi; Ascomycota; Eurotiomycetes; Chaetothyriales; Herpotrichiellaceae. The record is from RefSeq and is a predicted model, not a curated record.
AUGGCCGACGAGCAGAAGGUGUUUAUUCCCCCCAAGCGGGUGAACACUGACUAUCCGAUUAUCGAUACAGAUCCUCACUGGAGAAGGGCGUUUGGCUAUGCAAGAGGAGAAGACUGGUUAUAUGGAGCCGGAAUGGCCGCCGUGGGGCCGGCUUUCAUGCUUGUCACCGAACGAUACGCUCCUUCGUUCGCCGGCAAAGGCGCUUUUCCCAUGGCCUUCCGACUGGGCUGUGCCGUCGGCCUACUCGCAGGCGCAGGGCUGGUAUACCAGAGGAGUUGCUUGAGAUUCUACGGCUGGACGGAAAACGAACGGGAAGUCAAGAUGGACAUGAGAGAGAUGGUCGACAAAGUCAAGAGAGGGGAGCCGCUGUAUGGCAAGUCAGAUCUCACCCCUUACAUGCAAGGUGUCGCGGCGCGGAACAGCAGAUACUCGGCGCUGAUGGCGAACGUGGUACCGUGGGCCAAUUUUGUCAACCACAACCAGCACGGUGUGGACACGGCCAAAUAUUACCAGCAAGCAGAGCGAGAGUUGGAAGCUGAGAGGUUAUCAAAAGCCGGCAAACAAAUCUCAUCGAUUCACCGACUAUCCAAAUUGCGGGCGCAACCAGGGGAGAACAAAUGGGCGAAGGUUGAUGUAAGCUACACUUCGGCCGUUUGGGAGGAGCCUGUCGCUGCCAGCGAAGUGUUCAUUGUGCCCACCGUUGUGUCAGGCCAGGGCACGCGUCAACUUCUGUCCAUCGCAGACCAAGGCAUGAGCGACCUCGGUGCCCAAACGCGUGCAUUCGCACAGGAGGCAAAAACUGUUGACCAUGAACAAAUCGCCAUCAAGAUCGCCGCGAAAGAGCUCUCGGCACAGUUCCGCGCCUUGGGCAUCCUCAAAAUUUUCGAGUCGUAUGCGGCUUUGAUUCAGCAGGUCCAUGACCUCGCGGAGCAUUUGGCGGGCAAGUUCGGGCAGCUGCAAAAAGUGGCACAGGGCGUGCUGGAGGAGCAGGAGGAGAAAGGCGACGAGCUCACCCAGACGCCGGAGGGGGUCAAAAAGCUCACCAUCAGCCUCAAAUGCGUGAGUACCGUCUGGGCCGGCAUCAUCUCAAUAUGGGCAGAGUUCAAGAAGUUGAGAGAUGAGAUUGAGAAGGGCCAGGCGGCUCAACCUCCCUUGGCACAGCAGCAGUUUCGCGAAAACCUCCUCUUGGGCAUGGACGGGAGGAAGGGUGGGGGGACGGCGGCGAGCCGUCAUCAUCUCAUAGCAACCCGUCUCGUCGAUGCAGAGGCCGAGAAGGCGCUGGUCGAGGAGUUUGUUGAGAAAUGCACGGUCGGAGAUUCCAGGCAGGAGGCGGGCGAGGAUCGGCAAAGAGAUGGGCCCCAGUAG